This is a messenger RNA of Paramecium tetraurelia, 948 nucleotides long. RefSeq lists its product as uncharacterized. Gene Ontology annotation, molecular function: ATP binding; protein kinase activity. NCBI's taxonomy places the organism in Eukaryota, Ciliophora, Oligohymenophorea, Peniculida, Parameciidae. The transcript is spliced from 5 exons. The record is from RefSeq and is a predicted model, not a curated record. Gene Ontology annotation, biological process: protein phosphorylation.
AUGAAAUAAAGACCAACCACAGCGAAGGUUCCAAAAACCAUUGAUUAAAGGGAAAUACAAUAGCUUCAUGAUUUAGAUAGUCGUUAAUAUUAAUUAAUCGGUAGCAAUCUUUCCUAAUUUACAAUUUUGAAUGAAUUGGGAAAGGGUUCCUAUGGAGUGGUUUAUAAGGUGAAAUCUAGUAUGGAUGGGAACAUCUAUGUUCUCAAGAAGAUCAAUCUGACUCAUCUGAAGCCGAAGCAUCAAGCUGAGGCACUCAAAGAGGCAUAACUUCUGAGGAAACUGAAACAUCCAAAUGUCAUAACAUACUAUAUGAGUUUUAUUGAGCAGGACAAUCUUUGCAUCAUCAUGGAGUAUGCCGAAGGAGGAGACCUUUAGAAAUUGCUAAAAGAUUAUAAGGAGAGAAGGAAAUUUAUGUAAGAGGAAACCAUUUGGGAGAUGAGCAGGGAACUUAGUUCUGCAUUGUAGCAUCUGCAUGAAAACAACAUCAUUCACAGGGAUAUUAAAACACUCAACGUCUUUCUAACAAAGGAUAAACAUGUGAAAUUGGGAGAUCUGGGAGUAUCCAAAAUAUUCAAUUCAGACACUGCACUCCAAGGCACUCGAGUGGGCACUCCCUUGUAUCUGUCCCCAGAGCUUGUUUAGCAUUAGCCCUACGAUUAUAAGGUUGAUAUCUGGGCCUUGGGAUGUGUGGUAUUUUACAUGGCAGCCUUGGAGCCUCCCUUUUAGGGUGAAAAUUUGAUUGCCUUGGGAUAUAGUAUAGUUAAUAGAGCACCUAAAGCAUUGCCUCCUCAGUACUCGACAAGACUAAGCCAGUUCAUUUGGAAACUCCUUGAGAAGAUCCCAGCCUUGAGACCCAGCAUAUCAGAAGUCAAUACAAUAUAUUUCCAAUAGAGGAGUCAGCCAUAGAGAAUUUCAUAGUAGAUUUUAUUAAUAACAUAGACAACUUGA